This is a messenger RNA of Trichobilharzia regenti, 2196 nucleotides long. The record is from the annotation of a GenBank genome assembly. NCBI's taxonomy places the organism in Eukaryota, Metazoa, Platyhelminthes, Trematoda, Strigeidida, Schistosomatidae.
AUGAGUGAUCACGGACACACGUUAAAGUCCCACAAGAAUACGCGCAAGAGGACUCAUAAGUCCCUUGACCGAAUUCCAUCAGACAAUAGUUCUGUAUCAAUGACUAUUAGUGUGGAAUGCUUCAAUAACCAGCAGGGCAAGGCGAUCACUUAUCGACCAAAGUUACCGAGCAAGUAUUCAUGCUCAUGUUUCAUUUUAUUGGAUGAAGCAUCACAUCUUGCUAUCUUUGGCAAGUCAAAAUUGAUGCAUUUGUGCGGACCGGAAAUUUCUAUACUAGGUGGGACGUUGAGACCAGAUUUUACGAGGACGCUUGUUUUAUACUCUCCCACCUCUCAUACUCCUAUUUCAAUCGAACAGUGCAAAUGCAACAGUCGCAACGGUUAUUCCAAUACAGAUGUUAUUGGACAGUUGCAGUCUGUAGAAAUUAAAGUGGCACUUCGUAACAUAUGUGACCCUGAUGACGUUCGCUGUAUAAUUCAACGUCUUGUCUCUGAAUUAGACUCCAUACAGGGUUACGUUUCUAUUUUACUUUUCACUCCAUUUGAAAGUCGAGUUCUUGAUUCAGUUUCUGAAGUUAAGCGAUUCCGUUUUUUGUUCCAUUUGCCGCCGCAAGGUGCUAUUCUGCAUUUCUCAUCUGCUCAUUCUCUUGGGUUCAAUUUCUAUGAUCACGAUGGUUGUUUUGGUUAUCAGACAUCUCCGGAGAUUCUGAGUAUCUCUGAAAAGUUUAACGUUUCUCAUGAAAAAAGCCCGAGAAAAAUAUUGAUCUGCGGCCCAAAGGGAGCUGGAAAAUCAUCGCUCCUGCGUUUCUUAUGCAACAGAGCUCUUUCAGAUAUGGAGAAUUCCAGAAUGGACCAUAUAGCAAUACUUGAUUGUGAUGUUGGGCAACCUGAGUUCACACCAAGUGGAAUGAUCAGCUUAUCUCUCCUUAAAUUUCCAGUGUUUGGUCCUCCAUUUACUCAUGUAUUGUCUGCCGAUGUGGAUGUGAUUUGUCAGUGCUUCGUUGGUUGCAUCUCACCGUCUGAUGAUCCCAGUUUUUAUUUAAAAUGUCUUGAAUUUGUAUAUGGGGCUUAUUCGAGCCUGCCUGAACCGAAACCAUGUUUGAUAGUGAAUACAAUGGGCUGGAUGCAAGGGCUUGGAUUAACUUUGUUGUUGGAGCAGAUACUACUAGUAAAACCAGACCUGGUUAUUCAGCUUCAUCUCCCUGGACCUUCAUAUAGUCGCACAAAUUCUCCAGAUCUUGAUGGCAGUUCACUGAAAACAAUAGAUACCUGGAAAUGUCGGGAUAUAUCUAACGAAACAUUCCAUCAUGAUGUUCUGCUUAUAGAAUCCAAAGCCAAAUCGUACGCUGAGAAUGCCUUAAUUGAUCAACGAUGUCAUCUUAGUCCUCCUGACCAUCGUGAUCUUAUGAUGCUGACAUAUUUUAUAUCCAGUCUUUCCAAUGCACAUACUAGCUUACCACCUAGAUUAAAGAAUGAACCUCUCGGGCAUCCAGUAGCUCAUGUUCUUGAUUGUAUUCCAUAUCUAGUCCCAGUCGUACCUUCAUCAAGUCAUCAAGAUACAUUUGAAGAAAAAUUAAAUGAACAAGGUAGUGUUGUAUGUGAUGACUCUAUCCGUUUUUCUGACAUCGAUCAUAAUACUUUGCAAACGACUGACUCACCAUGCAGUGGUAGAGAAGAAAGUCAAAGUCAAUUAGCUUUUCGAAUAAUGCGACCUGAUUCUAACAUAUUCGAAAAAGAUUCUUCUCCACUUAUAUUAAACGCAGACGAUUUGUUAUCUUGUAUAAAUGCCACUUUGGUUGCUCUUUGUGUUGUACCACAAAAUCUUAUUAGAGAACCGAAUUCAGAAUGCUCAUACAGAUGGAUAGAAAGUAACCCGGUGUGUGAAUGUAUGGGUCUAGCUAUUUGUCGUGCUAUUGAUCCCAGUGCUCGUGUAAUUUAUUUAACAACUGGUGUUCCUCAGGAUAAAUUAUUAAAAGUAACAGGAAUCCUGCGUGGCAAUGUAAAUCUACCUAAUUGCUUCUUUUUAGAACAACCAUUCUUUCGAACCAGAAGCGAUAAUGAUACACCUUUUCUACCGUAUUUGGGUCCAAGCAAUACACAAGGCAAAGGACGUAUGGCACUACCAUCUCGACGUUCUUAUCCGAAGACAAUGCAUCAUGACACCCAUCGUAUGGGUACAUCAGAAAUUAUGGAAUAA